Molecule: messenger RNA, 1317 nt
Organism: Pseudoliparis swirei
Lineage: Eukaryota; Metazoa; Chordata; Actinopteri; Perciformes; Liparidae
Gene: haus7
Product: HAUS augmin-like complex, subunit 7
Exons: 9
Coding region: 83-1087 (334 amino acids)
Biological process (GO): spindle assembly; centrosome cycle
Cellular component (GO): HAUS complex
Molecular function (GO): microtubule minus-end binding
Source: RefSeq, a predicted model, not a curated record
GGUCGGCCAACCACCAAUAGAUAACAAGGGAAGAAGCGUCAUAGAAGAAGAAGAAGAACCGGAACCGGAAGCAGAUUGGCUAAUGGCGGGUGCUUUGAAAGAAAAACAACUUGUUCGACAUGUUUAUGCUGCUUUACAGGCGGCGUGCUGCCCCCUGGUGGACGGGCUGUACCUGCAGGACGCCGACAGCCAGCUGCAGCUGCUGUGCGCGCGCUCCCAGCACCGCACCGACAUCCUGGCGUGGAUCUGCAGCAGCAUCGACCCACACUUUGCCACCUCCAAGGCGACGGGGGGGAGAUCCAGUGGCCCGGAUGUGUUGACUCGAGAAAUGGCGGUGCUUGGACAGGAGCUGAUGCUGUGCAGAGCAGACGACCUGGACCUGAUCCGGGGGGGAGCGAGUCCCCGCCGGCAGCUCGGCUUCCUGCUGCAGCUUCUGGCUUCAGUGCCUGGCGGACAGACGUCUGCUGGGAAGAUCCUGGACCAGCAGAAGAUCCUGGACCAGGAGAAGAUCCUAAAUGAGCUCUUUGCUGAGAAGAACCUGGCGCUGCUCAGCCAGAUGCUCGGGCCCUCCCUGGAGCCGUGGCCUGCAGACGUCCAGGCUCCACGUCAGGGCAGGAAGUCGUCCCUGAAGCCGCGGAGAGAGGAGGCUGCGGGCGCCGGCGCCCUCCAGCUGGCGGGGGCGGAGCUGCAGCAGCUGCAGUCCCAGUGUGUGUUCCUGAGCAGCGAGGCGCUCGGCCCCGCCCUCUUCUCCCCCGGCGCGCUGCGCGUGGCGGCGUGCGACCUCCAGCUGCUGAUGGCCGCCUUCAGCCGCGUCGUGGAGACGGACCUGAGAGCGCUCUGCGGCCGAGAGCCGCCCAGCUGCAGCGCUGAGGCCCACGUCUUCCAGAGGACACGGCGCCUCCUGCUGGCCUGCAUCACGGAGCUGGAGGUUCUGAGGGGCGUGUCCGGAGCGUCCAAGUCCACCAAUGAGGAGGAGACGCAGCUCCAGACACAGAAGCUCCCCGACCGACUGGAGGAACUGGUCCGGCGUGUUGGAGACUUUGUCCCCCUGCUGGUCUCCCAAGGCCCAAAGAACCCCCCAGUGUGAGGCUGACCACAGGAGGCCUUCAGCAUCCAGGUCCAACAGGCCCAAAGGGUCCGCAGUGUCUCCAGAACCGGAUCGGGGUUUUGGGGAAGAGACUUUGAUUGGUUGGGCUGAGUGGAGGGACCAGCUGAUCCACAACGGUCCUCCAACACAGAACCGGAUCGGGUUUAUUUAGCUGUCGAUGUAAAUGUUCUCAUUGUAUUCAUGAAUAAAGGUCAAAUAUUAAACUUCAA